AGGUGGCAAGAGAGAAAGAGAGAGAGAAAGGAGAGAGAAGUGAAGAAAUCUUUGAUCUUCUCAUCUGCAGUCCUGUUUCUGUCUAAACAGUUAAUGUGGAUUAGCUCUGUAGUGUGAUGAGGAAGACCUUUCCCUCCCUUUCAAAUUGUGGGAUCCAAGGAGAAACUGGUUUCUUCCACCCCGACUAAAAACAUUAUGGGUUGCUGCUGCAGUUUCGACUAUGAUGAUGACUGGGCCAUAGACACUGAGAUUUGUGAAGUGUGUCACUAUCCUAUUGAUCCAGCCACCAAGCCAAAGAGGCCCAGUUUAAAUGGUUAUGAGUUGCGCACUCCUCUGUUGGCAGCCGAAGAGAUUCCACCUCCUGGUUCACCCCUUCAAGAUAAACUGGUGGUUGCAGUCUAUGAUUAUGAAACAACUCAUGAAGGAGAUCUGCCGCUUCGGACAGGAGAACAACUAAGGAUACUAGAAGAGACAGGAGAAUGGUGGAAAGCUCAGUCUCUCACCACAGGACAAGUAGGCAAUAUACCAUGCAACUUUGUCGCCAAGUUGAACACACUGGAGCAAGAGCCUUGGUUUUUCAAAGCCCUCGGCAGGAAGGAUGCUGAGCGCCGCCUUCUCACUGCUGGUAAUACACAUGGUGCUUUCCUUAUUCGAGAGAGUGAAUCCACCAAAGGCUCCUUCUCCCUCUCCGUGCGAGAUUUUGACCAGAACCAAGGAGAAGUUGUGAAGCAUUAUAAGAUACGAAAUAUGGACAAUGGCGGGUUCUACAUCUCUCCUCGUAUCACCUUUGACAGCUUGCACAGCCUGGUAGAACAUUAUACCAGUAACACUGAUGGGCUCUGCACGCGCCUUACCAAGCCCUGCCAAACUCAGAAGCCACAGAAGCCCUGGUGGCAAGAUGAGUGGGAAGUGCCCAGGGAGAGCCUGAAGCUGGUGGAGAAACUGGGAGCAGGGCAGUUUGGUGAAGUUUGGAUGGGCUACUAUAAUGGCCAUACAAAAGUUGCCAUAAAGCGUUUGAAAGAAGGCGGCAUGUCACCUGAAGCCUUCCUGGCUGAAGCCAACCUGAUGAAGAAACUGCGCCAUGUACGCCUGGUGAGGCUCUAUGCAGUGGUAACUCAAAGGCCCAUGUUCAUCAUUACAGAGUAUAUGGAAAAAGGCAAUCUGGUAGAUUUUCUCAAAACUGCGGAAGGCGCUAAAUUAACAAUUUAUAAACUGCUAGACAUGUCAGCACAGAUAGCAGAAGGAAUGGCCUUCCUGGAGAAGAAAAACUACAUCCAUCGUGACCUGCGGGCUGCCAAUAUCCUGGUGUCCGAAAGCCUCAGCUGCAAGGUUGCAGAUUUUGGGUUGGCCCGCCUUAUGAAGGAUGACGAAUACACUGCUCAAGAGGGAGCAAAGUUCCCAAUUAAAUGGACAGCCCCAGAGGCCAUCAAUUAUGGAACAUUCACCAUUAAAUCAGAUGUUUGGUCAUUUGGGAUUCUAAUGACUGAAAUCAUCACUUAUGGUCGGAUCCCUUACCCAGGAAUGAGCAACCCAGAAGUCAUCCAAAAUCUGGAACGAGGCUAUCGGAUGCCACAACCGGACAACUGCCCAGAAGAGCUGUACAAAUUGAUGUUGCAGUGUUGGAGGGAUAACCCAGAGCAACGCCCCACUUUUGAGUUCCUGAAAGGGGUCCUGGAGGAUUUCUUCACUGCCACGGAAGUACAAUAUGAGCAGCAGGUGUGAAGAUGCUUCAACCCAAGAUCCGUGGGACACUCUUCUCACAACUAGCAGAAAAGACACUGUUGAAAACUUUGCCUUGCAUCCAAGAUGGUGGGGAGGGGGGUAUGGUGGAAAAGAAGGGCUUUAUUGGGACCCCAAUAACUUCCUGAGAAGUUCAUGGCUCAUCUCUGGAAAACUUCCCCCUUUUUUCAAAAGGAAAAGAAAACCAACAUUCAAAGGUACCCAAAGGCACUGAGACGGAGGGUUCUCACACCAGCUCAGCUGGCGGGAAGCAAGCCUUUUUUUAAUUAUUACUUUUUGCUUCAGCUGCUCUGUAGGAGGCACAUGCACCUGGUAUAAGUGGUAGUCCUUGACUUAUGACCAUGCCGAACCUGGCAAGGGAGGUUGUAAGUUGUGAGAGUCAUAAAGCAAAUCACUCCUGUGACCAGACCUGUUUUAAUGGCCAUUUUGCAGCAGCCAUAAAGCAAAAACUUCAUGUAAUUAAGCAAGUCUAUUUUUGCUAGUUUUUUUCCCCAGAAAUUUAAAAUGAAUGCUGGUUUUCAGCAAAAACCAUUGUAAAUGGCAAUCAUGUGAUUGUGGGGGAGAGGCAACAUCAGAACUUCAAAUCUACCAGUAGGUCAUAAGUAGUUUUUCAGGGGCAGGUUGUAAUUUUGAGCGGUCGCUAAGUGACCUGUUGUAAGUUGAGGACUACCUCUACAAAUAAAGAACCACUGUCUAGAAAGCUGUUUCUUGAGGCAAAGGUCCUCUGACUUAAGGCAUUGGAGUUCCUGGGAUUGUUGUGCAACCAGGCCUGGAGGUUGAACAAAGGCAAUAAAAAGUGGCUCCAGGAUGUGGUCAAAAAAGUUAAGAUGGCCGUCAUAAUGGUGGUCGAAGCUCCACCUUUUUUUAUUUCUGUGGUGACCCUCAUGAAGAAGAGCUUUGCUUGCACGGUUGUGGCUGCCAUUUUGACUUUUUUGACCACACAUAGGACCUGACAAGGAGGAGGAAGGUGGAGGAGGAAGGAAGAAAGGUAAUUUACAGGUUACUCUAAGUGAGUGCAUUUUUAAAUCAUUGUUUCUUGAACAAGUCACAAUAAUUUUGGAUUCACAUGUGACCUUAAACCGUGUCUUCCAAAAUCACAGCAGUUAUGAAAUUAUAUAAUUUGAUCUUUUCUAUAUGCACACAUGCUUAAUACAUAUAACUUAUA
This is a messenger RNA of Thamnophis elegans (Western terrestrial garter snake), 2905 nucleotides long. It is a transcript of the gene LCK, whose product is annotated as LCK proto-oncogene, Src family tyrosine kinase. The transcript has 13 exons. Bases 196 to 1722 code for a protein of 508 amino acids. Gene Ontology annotation, biological process: T cell differentiation; cell surface receptor protein tyrosine kinase signaling pathway; protein phosphorylation. Gene Ontology annotation, cellular component: extrinsic component of cytoplasmic side of plasma membrane. NCBI's taxonomy places the organism in Eukaryota, Metazoa, Chordata, Lepidosauria, Squamata, Natricidae. Gene Ontology annotation, molecular function: non-membrane spanning protein tyrosine kinase activity; signaling receptor binding; ATP binding. The record is from RefSeq and is a predicted model, not a curated record.